This is a messenger RNA of Sphaeramia orbicularis (orbiculate cardinalfish), 3829 nucleotides long. It is a transcript of the gene drd3, whose product is annotated as dopamine receptor D3. NCBI's taxonomy places the organism in Eukaryota, Metazoa, Chordata, Actinopteri, Kurtiformes, Apogonidae. Gene Ontology annotation, molecular function: G protein-coupled receptor activity; dopamine neurotransmitter receptor activity, coupled via Gi/Go. Gene Ontology annotation, cellular component: plasma membrane. Bases 363 to 1736 code for a protein of 457 amino acids. The transcript has 8 exons. The record is from RefSeq and is a predicted model, not a curated record. Gene Ontology annotation, biological process: regulation of dopamine secretion; negative regulation of voltage-gated calcium channel activity; negative regulation of synaptic transmission, glutamatergic.
GCUCAUUGGGGAGACACCUGACGUCUCCACGUGUACGCGCACCUCCUGUGUGGCUGGAAAUUAAAGUGUAAAAGGCUCCACGCGUGUUACCGGCAGCCACAUCCACAGACCAUAUGGAAAUGGAGUAAGUGAGAGUGCGGUUCAUCUCUGAGCAUCCCCACAUUCACAUUAGUCCGUGCGCAAUGGCACCGAGCGCUCCUCCGGCUCCUCCCGCUCGCCUCGUAUUACUGGACCCAAAGACCGGACAACUUUUAACUCUGCACGGAUGAUGCUUUUGCUCGAUGGCAUCUGAUGAAUUCUUCACUUCAAAACAGUAACAGGUCUGCCAAACGUCUCACCUCCCAUGUCACCGGGACGUCUCCAUGGCGAUGUUUAGCAGCGCAGAGCGGCUCUGGAACGAGUCAGACCACCUCGGGUGGGAUGAGAGGAAUGAGAGCGCAGAUACCUCAGGGCAAGAUGAGGGGGAGCGGAACUACUACGCCAUGCUGUACUCACUGCUCAUCCUGGCCAUUGUGUUUGGGAACGUGCUGGUGUGUCUGGCCGUGCUGAGGGAACGCUCCCUCCAGACAACCACCAACUACCUGGUGGUCAGUCUGGCUGUGGCUGACCUGCUGGUGGCUUCACUGGUCAUGCCCUGGGCUGUGUACCUAGAGGUGGUCGGCGGUGCCUGGCUUUUCAGUCGCUUCUACUGUAACAUCUUUGUCACGCUAGAUGUGAUGAUGUGCACUGCCAGUAUCCUCAACCUGUGUGCUAUCAGCAUUGACAGGUACACAGCAGUGGUGAUGCCUGUCCUGUACAACACCACCCAUCGUUCCAGGAAAAGAGUCUUUGCAAUGAUUUCUGUUGUGUGGGUCCUAGCCUUCGCUGUCUCCUGUCCUCUGCUGUUUGGCUUCAACACCACAGAUGACCCGAUGGUGUGCUCCAUCUCCAACCCAGACUUUGUGAUCUACUCCUCGGUGGUGUCCUUCUAUCUGCCCUUUAUCGUCACCUUGCUGGUUUACAUCCGCAUCUACGUCUUCCUGAGGAUGAGGCGGAAGAGGAUCACAUUUGGUCAGACCAGCGGGAAGGUUCAGCCAGGCUCGAUCCCACCAUCUGUGGAGACCUGUCUACAAGAAGAAACUCCCAAGGCGAAGCAAGACCUGUCACCUAUAAGGAUUAAAGUGCAGAGUGUAGAGCCUUCAGGUCCUUCCAAGCCCACCCUACUGUCAGGAUGUUUGUGGCGCAAACGUCCAAAAACUGGACCUGUGGAAAACUCAGUGCUGCCCCCGGUGGACACACAAAACUACUGCAGCAUCAGCCAUGCCUCCUGUGGCCGCACCGAGCUAGAUUUGGAAGAGCGAGGAGGGGAGGGGGAGGAAGAGGGAAGCAACCCGAGCGACCAUCCUCCUGCCCGGAUGAGCUGUGAAGUGAAGGACCUGUCCAAUGGGCGAACACACACGUCACUGCGGCCCAUACCUCACUCUCACAUUAACAAUCCACGAUUCAGGAGCAUGCAUGCACGAGAGAAAAAGGCCACUCAGAUGCUGGCCAUUGUGCUUGGGGUGUUUCUCAUCUGCUGGCUGCCUUUCUUUGUGACUCACAUUCUGAACACCCACUGCAGGACAUGCUACGUACCCCCUGCGCUUUACAGUGCUUUCACCUGGCUGGGCUAUGUCAACAGUGCCCUCAACCCUGUUAUCUACACCACCUUCAACAUCGAGUUCAGACGAGCAUUCAUCAAGAUCCUGAGCUGCUGAGGAGGAUGGAGUACCGGGAUAUUAAAAUGGAAAUGAGGUCAUUCUCUGGGGUCAUAGACGUACACUGGACACUGUGAUGCGCAAUAAACUAACACGAAAGGGGAUUUUUACCUUUUUUUGAAUCAAACAGGGCUUGGAGUAGACAGUAUUAUUCCUCAGACAGUUUAUAAAACUACAUCUUAUUGAUAGCACAAGAAGCGGACUUAUCUUGUGGAUGUAUAAUGUACAGUAGGUGUACUGCUCAUCGGCACAGUUCCUCAGUACAUGACUUUUAUAUCGGUGUAAGUUGAGAAACUCUGAGAGUCACGAUGGAGCUUUAAGGUUGAUACAUCAAUCUGAGAGUGGGCUAUUUCUAAGGCCUACACCCAUCACACUGUGUGGAUUAACUGAUGUUACUCACCUCCCCCACUACAGCCCUUCAUCAUCAUCAUCGUCAUCAGUUACACACCAGUGCAUGCGCACUCACAGUUCACUUGAAUUGUGCUAGGAGGAUCGUAUUGAUUCCUGUCAGGACUUCCAUCAUUUUGAAGAUUGUCAUAUGUAUUGAUGUGGAGGCAUUGUGCUCUGUGUGGAGUCAUUAGAAUUAAACAUGGACAUUUUGAUGUAAUGCACAGUGGAAAUACUUUGUGGUUUUUUUUAAGGAUUGUGUGUUCACUGGCAAGCCUCAGUGUGAUUUAGAGCUGCCUGCUGGCUGUUCCAGUGUGCUGAUGAAGGCAGCAGCUUUGUGAUCUUAACAAAUCAAGCGGGAUUGUAAACCUACUAGUGGGCAGUUCUGUCAUGGACAGAAUAUCACUGCAGUGUGCUGUAAAUAAAGAGAGAUUCAAUGUUUUCCAGGCUUGCCAUUAUCUCUACACUUGCACACAGUUUUACACGUGAUUUAUACAGUACAUGUGUAAGUCUGAAUGCUGUUUGUGAUAAGUAAGAUCACAAGAUAGCAGUCAAUAGAGUGUUAGCGAGAUUUCUUGGAGGAACAAAUCCCAUAUGAGCAUAUAGUAUAUGAGGAGAUUUAAAGAGAAAAUGAUUUUAGAGAGGAGGAGAAGUGACACAAAAGGAGACAGAGAUAAAGGAUGAUAGGACAGCUUAGUGGGGAGGAGAAAAAUCAUAAAGAGAAAAAAAAACAGAAAGAACUUAAAGAAUAAUGAUCAAAGAUGAGUGUGGAAGAGAAAAAAGCAUAGAUGGAUUGUGGAUAGCUGUUUGAUGGGAGGAGAUUUUUCUCAGCGUACGUCUCAAGCUCUCACAUUUCUCUGAGAGCCACACACACCUGGUCCUGUGACACUAUGUACCAUUGUGUUGACUCUGGCUCAUCCCACUAAGAAUACUUACGAUGAUGACGCACCAGUGUGUGUAAUGACAAGAAUCUCCAGCUCUCUCCAGUCCAUAUUAGCACAUUCUCCAAAACCGUACAAACACUGUGACACAAAUUAUUUUAGAGUUGAAGAGUGUUGAUGUAAAAAUAAAUCCUUGUUGAUAGGAUGAGGAGUGUGCUCUCUUGUUUAAGUGUAGUAAAUAUGAGUUAAUGGAAUUCAUAAUGUAUUUCAGAUUCGAAUGCCUUGCAGCUAGGUUCAUGCGCUGUUGCCUGAAGCUACUUUAAUGCUCCCUAAAGACACAACUUUCAUUACUCCCCAUGAUGUGCAGCGGUUCAAUGCAUCAAACACACUGAUGACAUGGCAGUCCAUCUUUACCAGAAGUGAGGAUACAAAUGUUAAGAUUGUCCUGAGGUGGUGUUUUUGGAAAGGUUACAGAGAUUAAAAACAAAAGAUUUUAAACCUUGGGAGGAUGUAUGUAAGCAUUCAAUUUCAUGGCAAUCUGGCUCUUACAUUAAAAAAUAAAUAAAAAAUAACGCCUCGUGUGCAAAGUUGACAUUUUGUGCAGAAGAGGCUGCAAGCUCAUGUUAAGCUUAAGUCUGUAAAAUGGUGUGAGGUUUUUCCUUACUCAUUGCAGUUUCAUCUGAUGUUAAUGCAAAGCAGAAUAAUCAAGGAUUAAGUGUGAAAUCUUUUCCACUGAUGACAUUUUGACAUUUCAUAGUAGGGAUGUGACAGCCAUAAAUAAUGAGAUUAAACAUGUUUUAAUUCCAUUUGAUUGUUUCAGUUCAC